This is a messenger RNA of Theileria equi strain WA, 1080 nucleotides long. RefSeq lists its product as hypothetical. Bases 1 to 1080 code for a protein of 359 amino acids. Lineage: Eukaryota; Apicomplexa; Aconoidasida; Piroplasmida; Theileriidae. The transcript has a single exon. The record is from RefSeq and is a predicted model, not a curated record.
AUGAGGAAUGGGAUGCAAAAACAAUCAAAUACUUCGGAAAAUCCGGGGAUAAGCUCGCCUCAGUCCGUUCAGGCGAAAAGAAAAUUAUGGAAUACGAUAAAUAAUGAUAAAUUAGACAAUGAAGAUUUAUCAACUGAUCACUAUGCACGCAGUAGUUCUGCUAGUGCGGGUUUUGAUGAUACAUACAUGGAAUUCAGAAGACAACACACUAGUAACAAUAGAGGAAGACCCCGAAUCAACACAGAUAUUUUAUCUAAAUCAAACCGUGAAAAUAAUACGUACCUUUAUAAUGCUGAAAACUCAUUGAAAAGAAUUCCUACUUCUGGAAGGUUUGAUUGGAACAGAAAUCUUGGAAACGAUUUGACCAUACCUAGAGCACAUCCUGGACAGAGAAAAAGGAAUAUAGCAGAUCAAUUUGAAUUGACAUCCUCCGACGGGCAUAAGAAGGAUGUUAAAAUGCUAGAUGAUGUAUUUGUUAUGCAUGCUAAUCGUAAUGUAAAUAAGUUUGGGGAUCCAUUCGAAUCGUUCAGUGAUUCAAUUACAACUAUAAAUUCAUUUCCCUCGGAUUCUCCUAGGAUGUCUUAUUCUAAUAAAAAUAUAGACCAUAUAUCGAGUGAUACUGAUGAUGCCUCUUUUGUCUCCAAAUUUAAGUUACUAUUGAAGAGAGUAGGCUCAAAAAUUAAAAAAUGUUUUUGUACUGUAAGUACGAAGUCUAAAGAAUAUAUAACGCGAUUCUGUGAUAAACAAAAACAGAAAAAGGCAGAAAGAAAUAAAAGAAGAAGUGAACAAAAACGAACAAAAGAACCACUUCUUGGUUAUAAGAAAAGGGGUAUAAAUAACAAAAGAGCUUCCAAACAUUCUAAAAAGGAAAGUAUAAACUCUUCUGAUCGUAUUUCCGUGCCAUUUACUGCAUCAAGCCGUUCCUCUUCCUUCGACUUUGAAGCAACAAAAAGAGACAAAGGCACAAUUUCUGAAAGAUUUUCAGAAUUUAAAUCACGUUCGAAAUCACGACUCAAAAAUAAAAACAAAAAAACUUCCGACGUACCUCAUGUAACACUAUCACCCUUCCCGGGCGACUAA